Prorocentrum cordatum is the source of this 1178-nucleotide messenger RNA. The record is from the annotation of a GenBank genome assembly. NCBI's taxonomy places the organism in Eukaryota, Dinophyceae, Prorocentrales, Prorocentraceae.
AUGUUCGACGUCGCGCCAUGGUCGCCGGCCGACAAGGCCGGGGCGCAUGCGGAAAUUGCGAAGAUCACCCAGGCGGCCGCGACCUGCUUCGCCUCCUUCGACGGCUGGCUCAGGGAGCGCCAGCGGGCUCGCCCAUCAAAGCUCCCCCUCUGGCACGAGCUCGGCCGCCGCGCCCUCCUCGCUGUCCUCGACGCCGCCCCUGGCGCCUCUGAGGUCGUCUGCGCCCAAUGGCCCGCCCUCCUGGACACGGCCGCGAUCCCGACGACCACGCAGUGGCAGGGCUGGAUCGCGCCCGCGAGCGAGGCCCGCAUUCUCGCCGACAUGGCGGAAAAGGGCGACCCCUCCUUUUGGAAUGCAGUCAGGGCUAGCGGCGAACCGCUUGCGCUCUGGGCUCCUGCGGGCGCCUCGGCGCUCGGUCGCUUCCUGGCUUCGCUUCUACGCCGCUCUGCGGCCGAGGCGCCGUGCCAGUGCAUCCGCUUCAUCGCCCCCUGGGACCUCCACCCGGUCUGCGCCGCGACCGAAGCGAUCUGCGACUUGUGGUGGCACGAUCUCCCGAGCAGGAAUGGGGCGGCGAUGAUUCGAGACGUCGAGUUCCACCCGCAGCCCAUGGAGUUUGUCUCCCCAGGGCCUUCUGGACCCCGCCACGAACGCCGAGGUUUGGCGAUCUUCGCGGUCUACUCCGUCCUUCCCCGACGACGCCGCCAGGUGCGCGAGUUGGAGUCGCCCAUCCUCACCUUGGAGGCUCUCCCGACCUACGUCGUGCAGGCGUUGUUCGCUGCUGCCGGCCCAAUCGGCGCAAUUCGGGAGCAUUCACCGCAGUCCCGGGCACUCCGUGGAGACCCCGCGGGGCAGGGUGGAGAUCCGUUUCGGCAUCCACGCGCCGCGCCUGGAGCAGGAGCCGCGCAUGCGCCAGGUCCGUCGCGUCUCGCCCGCUGGCGUUUGCUUCGCCUCCCAGGACCUGUUCGCCGAGCCCAGCGCCCUGAUCGCAGAGCUCGGCCACGCGGGCGCCAUCGCUUCGAUUUGGAACCUCUGCUCGGCCGCUCUGUUCCUCGGGAAAACCCCGCUCCUCCUCGCGACGGAGGCCGCAGCCGAUGCGUGGCAGGCGACGUUGGGCGCGCUUAUGCGCAACGACCCGGACACUGCCGUCUACAAGCUGAAGCAUCGGCCUUCGCGUCACG